Dentiscutata heterogama is the source of this 1110-nucleotide messenger RNA. NCBI's taxonomy places the organism in Eukaryota, Fungi, Glomeromycota, Glomeromycetes, Diversisporales, Gigasporaceae. The record is from the annotation of a GenBank genome assembly.
AUGUCGACUACGAAUUUUAAAGAUAUAUUCUCUCUAUUAAUCAUAAUUUUUAUUUUAUCGCAAAAUUUUCUCUAUGGCCAUUCAUUUAAACCUGAGCCACGUGGAGGUCACAUGGCAACUCUGGUGAAAGAUAAAAUUUAUUUCAUGGGUGGAUCGCGGCCUAUACCUAAAGAUUCACCCGCAUGGAAUCUGACCCAUCAGUAUAACCUCUCAGACGAGGUGUUCUAUUUAGACCUUUCGAAAUCAUUUACUGUUGAUUUACCUCCGUUCACCGAUCUUUCUGCUAACUCAAGAAUGCCAUUUGGCAGUGAAAAGGGAACAACAGUGUUAGGAGAUAAUGGUCAGCGUAUAUAUCUUGUUGGCGGUGAGCAGCAAAAUAUGACAACAUUUAAUUACAAUGCAUCAGAUUCUAUACUUUGGAUUUAUAGUAUAAAUUCGCAAAAAUGGAGUACUAGUGGACCAGGAACUCAAGGAACAAUAUUACCCAGGCGCCGAUCCACUGCAACAGUUAUAGAUUCGAAGAAUGUGAUUUAUAUAUUUGGUGGAAGGGUAGAAUUAGAUAUGGGUUCAAAUGUAUUUACUAUAUUCGAUGAUUUUUUCACAUUUGAUACCAAUACUUUGUUAUGGACAAAUCUUUCAUACACUAAUCAUCCAUCUAAACGAAGCCAUUGCAGUGCAACUCUAAUGCCUGAUGGAACAAUUAUUUACAUAGGAGGUGUCACUCAAACUAAUCCUGGAGAAAAUUCAACUCGUGUACUCAUGACUGAUAUAAAUGUAUUCGAUACUAUUCAGUUAUCUUGGUCAUUUAAGACUGCGAACAGCUCUAGUUCAGUAAAUAUUGAUCCUCGUGUUGGACAUACCGCUGUUCUAGCACCAGAUAAUCAUACAAUAGUCAUAUUAGGAGGAACACAAAGUUAUGGCCUUGACCAGACUACGUCAUAUCCGGUUUUCGUAUUGCUGGAUGUUAGAUCUUUUCAAUAUUCAUCUUUCGAUCCUUCGGGACCAGCUCCUCCACCGCUGUCAUUUCAUACCGCGACACGUUAUCAAAACUACAUGAUUGUAGCAUUUGGAAAACGCAUUUCAAAAAAUGAUAAUAGCGAAAAUAACUAA